AUUUUUUACACAUUAAAUAUAUUUAAAUAUCACCUUGGUGAGUGGUGUUUGUUGACCAUAGAACUUAUACAAAUUAUUUAAAAAGACAGUAGUUUCUAACAGAUGGCGAGCCUAGUCAGAUUAUAGACCUGGACAUUAGACAUAUACACAUUCUGUCAGCUUCAAAAGGGGGACAGGAGGGUGUAGCUGAACUAAAGCUUCCAGAUGUCUAUAUGAGUAAAAGAACCUAGAAGUAUUUUGUGUAAGUAUUACAGGCAUUGACAUAAUUGCGGACGCAGUGAGAAAGAUUCUGCUUUCCGGUGAGUAUGGAUUUUCUUGAUAAUUUGGCUAAUAAGAGCAAAUUCAAGUUUGAUAUCCCUCAUAGUGUUAUGUAUGAUGCAGAGAUAUGGUCAGAUCUGUAUACUCAAUGUAUGAAUGCUAAUAUGUUGGUAGAGAAAAAAGAUAUUUCAUUUUCCAGAUUGAAACAUAAAAUCCAGAAUGUAAUGCUAUUAGUGAAAACGUUUAAUACGUUAAUGUGCUCAGAGAGGAAGGAAAAUGAUGUAGAAAAGAUUACUACUCCAGAUAAGAGAGAAGUAGAAUGUGACAGAGUUAGCAAUGACUGUCUGGCUAAGGAAAUUUCUAAGCAUGAACUUAGACUGUCAGAAAUAGAGUCAGUUUUGCAAAGGAAUAACCAGGUUUCGGUUAUUACAAAGGAACAGAGAUCCAUGUUGGUUCCGGAUCUCAAUAAUCCAGAAUUAGACUAUGACAGGGCAAAACUGCAAUUAAAAAUUAAUAAACAGUUAUUUAAAAUUGUGAAAGAGAUUCCACAUUUCAACCCCAAGUUAAAUGUCCUCAUGAUUUCUGAUCUAUUUGAAUCUCAUAUAGAGAAAUAUGAUUUAAGUGAGGAACAAAAGAACAAAGUGUUUAAACUUUGGGUGCCAAUACAGAUUUGCCAUAGGUUAUCAAUACCAGUGACUGAGCCAGAGAUUGAUAUAGAUGGGAAUCUAAUAUAUGGCACAAGAAGGGAGAGGCUUUUGCAGCUUAAUUAUAUAAUUAAUGGAGAAGAGUUUUUUAACACUGCACUGCUUAAUGAUCUGAAAACCUCCAUAGACGAUGACCCCUUUGUGUUUAUGGGUAUAUUUGAGCAAGCGUACAGGCUGGUUAUGGGUAUUAAAGAAGAUCAAGUUCCUGAAGAAAUGGUGAGAGUUUUUGUAAAGAAGUUUCAAUACUUAGAUACAGGAGCUGAUGUCCGUGCUUCAAUGUUUAACACUCUUACAGAAGCAGCCACUUACAUUGAUAAGUAUAGGAGACAUCUUGUGCUGCAGAGCUCAGACCCCUCAAACAAGCAUAUGAUCAGAGAAAUAUGCCAAACAAAAAAAGCAGAUAUGAAACCACAUAAGAAGGCUUAUUGUUUUUUUUGUGGGAAAUUAGGUCAUCUAUUUAGGAAAUGUUUUUUACGUAGAAAAUCUAUGAAACGAUUUAAGGUUGAUAAAGAUUCUGGAAUUAUACAAGAGAAAGUUCAGGUAAAGCAACUAGAUGCACAGAAUGGCCACUCCCAAUGUUCCAUAGACAGACCAGUCUGUCCUUACAAAAGACCUAGGGCUGAAGACAAAAGGAGUUACUCUUUGUUAAUGAAAACAAGGAAUAAUUACUGAAUAGGGCUAGAGAAAUGUUAGUACUUAUUCUUUAAAGGUUGGAGAAAGUGUGAGUAAAUAAAUAUGAUUGGAUACAAUUUUUAAGAAAGUAAUAUUUACAUGGAAAUAUGCAGUAAUGAUGGUAAUGUGUUUUACUGUAUAGCAGGAUAAGUGGAAUUUAAUAUGUAUUAACUGUUUUAUACUGUAGAAUAUCUUCAACUCCCUAUUUAGACAAAUGCCAGGUUAAGAUUAUUAAAUAGCUAUUUUGUCAGUGGAAUUAUAAAUAUCAGAAGAAUUAUAUCUUGUUUUAUUUCUAAUAUAAAUUGUAAAGUGUGUCUAUAUGUUUCUAAUGUAUAAGCAAUAUUUUUGUAUAUAGUCAAACAUUAGAAAGUAAUUUUUUAUAUUUUUAUAGCCAAAUAUUGUAUUGGUUAUAAGAAAGACUGGGAAGAUUUAAAGGAAAUACAGUGAGCAAGUUGAGAAUGAUUUUUUGUAAGUUUCAAAUCAAUUUGGUGCAUUGUGGCACCAGCACUGUUUUCCUGUCUGGAUUCCAAUCUACCCACCCCCAUCCUUGGGUGUCAUGUUAUGGUUUUUUUUUUAACCAGAACAAAGAGGAUAUUUUGCUUCCACUGAUCUAAAUAUCUUAAAUAGUAAUAUCCAUAGAAGUUCAAGUGGGACUGAUAUUGAUGUUUCAUAAUCAAAUCAGAUUCAUAAAUGUUUAGAUGUUGACUUGGUUUUUCCCAAAUUAUAAAUCUAUACAUUGAAUAUUCUAACUUGUAAGAUUUGGCUCUAAAGAGCACACUGGUAAUACUCAGGUUACACCACUGAGUGAUUUACAUAACUGUUCAACCAGAACAUGGUGUUUAUGUAAUGAACAUAUGUCUACAGUAUAAAAGGGGGGCAGAUAGACAAAUCUUAUUUCCUAAAUACUGCAUUAUAUUUCCAUGUAAAUUGCUAAUAAAUUUAGGGACACUAAUUACAGUGAUUUUUUGGUAUAUUUGCAAAUGAUGCAAUUAUUUCACUUACCUUUGCUGAAUAAGUACAGAGCUAAAAGAUUAAAUACAUCUUAGUAUAUAAUGGGAUUUGUAUGUUUCACAUGUUUUCACAUAAAAAGAUAACAAAUUUAAGUGUGAGGCAGGAAGCAUGGGAACAAAAGCAUUUGCUAGUGGGAUUCACAAGAAAGUAAAGGCUAAAGCUUAGGGCCAGGAUAUGUAAAUGUUGGAAAGAUACAUUUCAUGAAGGACUAAAGAAUUUUGAGACCAGUAACUUUUUGUUUGUUAAAUGAAAUGUGCUCUAACUUGUUAUGAUUAUUGUAGGAUAUGGAUUCCUUUUCCACAUUAAAGCAUCAUGGAUCAGGAGGAUAUAAAGGAGAAGCUUUCUUGUAGUACAUAAUGGGGGAAUGAAAAUAAAAUAAAAUAAUAAUGAAAAUAAUGAAAAUAAUGAAAAUAAUUUUUACAUUGGAAAAUGUAAAGACUAACAUGAGCAUGUUUGCAUGGUAGUAAUGUAAUAAACUUUCACAUUAACUAAUUUGGUCUUAGUUGACUACACUAUGCACAACUUUUAUUUUUUAAGGUGCACAUAUGGAAAUCCUGCGCAGGUCAAUGAAUUGGCAAUUUUUUUUUUUGAUAAACAUACAUGAUAACGUACGUAUUGAUAAUUAGCAUAAGGAAAAGCAAUUGAAAGAGUACUCUAUAUACAUCUUAUAAACCUUUGAUAGUUUGGAUUAUUAUAUGACCUGGCCAGUCAUGUGAUAAAAUAUUUGAAACUGUCAAAGAUAUAUUGUAAGAUGUUUAUGUUUAAUAACCAUGGAAGUGAUGAAUAUGGAUCCAUUAUAUUAUUAAUAAUAACUUUUUCUUUGGAAGAUUAUCAACUGUAAAUAUAUAAGUUUAGGUUUGGUUAAUCCUAUUGUUGUGAUAUAUGAAUUCAAGCUCAGAAUUGUUUUUUAUUCAUAACAGGGAAAAAGUAAUGUCCAUGAACCUUUGUUCUGAAAUUGUCAGAAAUCUAACCUAUAGUACUAUACUACUGUAGUAUUAAUAUCAUAGUAGUCAAAACCUUGAACUGGUUCCCUGCAGAGAUCAGGCAAGGGAUUAGAUCAUUUAAGUACGAAAUGUAUCUAGAAAGAUAGUUUUAUAGAAAUGUCAUCCUUGAGGUGUAUUUCUAAGAUGUGUUAUUUGAACAAUGGUCAACUUUUAUGCAGACAGAAUUUAUUAAAGCAUGGGGCAAAUGCUGGGAAUAGCAUUUUAUUUGAACAUACAACUCCUAUAUCAUACAUGGAUUUCAUUUUAGUGUUCUUGAGGGUACAUUUAACUGUAACUGAUGUUUAAGGUGGUCUACAAAUUGAAUACACUUAUUUUGACUAUGUACAGUUAUUUGCUUUAAUAACCGAUAUCUGAUUUAUUGGUUUUAAGAAUGUCUUGAACAGAUGGGUUUUGGGAUCAAAUGACAUGAGGUCACAUAGUUGACCUUUGGUAAUUAAAGCUCAUGAGAACUGUGGGACAUAUGUUUUUUUUAUGAUACGUGUUCCGAAUUAGUUUUGACUCCAUUCUUAUAAACAUUAAGGAAAACAAGAAGAACUCAAGAUAACCGUAAAGUGCUUUCUUUCAUCAGAGAAAACAAUUAACUUUGCUUCUUACAAACAUGAUAUUUAUAGGACAAUGUAUAUUCUCACCACUAUUUGCAAAAAUAGGAGAACCGUUUGUUUCCAUGUCUAAUAUAUCUGCUGUGCAAAGUAAAAUUAAAGUUAGGAAUUAAUUAAAUACACAUAUUAAUAAAGUUUCCCUUCACAUGUAAUUAUACCGAAAUCAGGAUUUAGAUAUUGUUUACAACAUUUUUAAGGAAAGGUUAAAAUGGACAACUACUUUUUAUAUGGACUCAUAUGAAUGUUUUAUUUUAUCCAUUGGGAAUGUGAAUACAUAGUUUAUGUUUGUUAAUAUUUUGUUUUUUUGGUAUUCACAAAAGGUUUAAGUGAUUUCACUGUGGAGGACAUUGUUUGAAUGUGAGAUGUAUUUAAUAUACAGUAUAAUAUCAUAUUCAUGAGAAUGGCAUGGUAAGACAGUGAUAGUAGUUUAGAUAAAAUAAAUAAGUGCAUCUUUUGCACUAGCUAUAGAUCAAAAUGGACAAAAUUCUGUGAGACUAUGGAAGAGAUAAUCAACAAUGGAAGAGGAGCACCAUCGUUCAAGGAGAAAUGCAGGUUCCAGAAGUAAAGUUGUUUGUAAUACGGACUGUGAUUCAGGAUGACUUAACUGAAGGAUAUCAAUAAUUUCAUGAAAAAUUAUUUUCAUUCUGAACUAUAAGAACUUUUUACAAAGUGUCUCAAUCUUUUUAAAUUUGCUUUUGUCUGGUUCCAUUACUGAAAGUCUGCAGUUUUCCAAGAGCCUGCCAACGACUGUGGUGUUUAUUGCUUAUUCAAGUCACACCUUCGUUUCACACUGUAUGGACUAAAGUAUGAUUGUUCUGUAUCAGGGUAACUGCAAAGUGACCAGGGGCCUUAAAAAUGGCAUUGAUAAUACAUGUACUGGUGCAAUUCCCUGAUUCUAUACAGAUGAUUCGUGAUUGAUCAACUAAGGAAGUCAAGGCUUACAUCUGCCAGGCCCAACUGGACCAAAGGGUCGUAGGAAGCCUCUGCAUAGACACAUCUGGCAUCAAUCACAGGAGGAAUGUUUGCCAUAUAUUGUGUUACAAAAGAAAUGAAAUGACUGUAACUUUGUGAUUCCCAGAACAGAGUACUUAGCUCUUAAUUUUCAAUUUUUGAUGUUUGUGGACACAUUUUAUUGCAAGAUCGUGAAAGGUGUGAUAAAGAAUUCAAUGUCAACUACAACUAAACACAGUGAUAUGCGUAAAGGCUGUAAUGAAAGAUUUUUAAAUCCAUAACAGGAAGACAUGUCUGAAUAACUAGAGAAUGGAACCAACUUUAGAAUAUAGAUAGGAUAUUUUUAAUUAUGGUGAACUAUCACUACUUACCAUCUCAUUACAUGAUAUUAAAUCAAUUAUGUUAUGUUAUUUGCAUCAGACUUUGGAAAUAUGAAAACAUUUCUGGAUGUCUUUUGGGAUGUAGUUUCAAGGACUAUGGGAUAAUAUGUUCUUGGCAAGUCAAAUGUGCAAAGGGGGAUUUGUUAAAUAUUGGGUAUUGGAAAAAUGGUUAUAUUCCAGUAUUGAUUAAGUUUGAAUAUGUUUCAUUUGUGCACUCAUGACUUGUCAUUCACACAUCUUUCACACACUGGUUCCCAUACUCCAUUUGUUCCUCAAGUCUGGAGGGAUUAGGUUACAAUUAACAUAUGGAAUUUAUGGGUAGGCUGGGGGAGGUGUAUCCCACAGAUUUUGAAUAUAUCCCUGGACAAAGAGAAGUUGGGUCUCUCUCACGCUCUCUCACACUGGACACACACACAGACACAUACACAGACACACACUGACUCUCACAUAAUACAGACAUACACAAAACUUUUAUACAACAUAUUGAUACA
Xenopus laevis (African clawed frog) is the source of this 6070-nucleotide messenger RNA. RefSeq lists its product as uncharacterized. The transcript has 2 exons. The record is from RefSeq and is a predicted model, not a curated record. NCBI's taxonomy places the organism in Eukaryota, Metazoa, Chordata, Amphibia, Anura, Pipidae. Bases 306 to 1634 code for a protein of 442 amino acids.